Molecule: messenger RNA, 1928 nt
Organism: Cuscuta europaea
Lineage: Eukaryota; Viridiplantae; Streptophyta; Magnoliopsida; Solanales; Convolvulaceae
Source: the annotation of a GenBank genome assembly
GCAGUUUGCCCCUAAAUUGUUUUCUGCCCAAAAUGCAAAACAUGUGGUCUUUGAUAAAUGAGUUUGAUCAAGGAAAGACUUCCUGGACAUUCAAAGCUAGAGCAGUACGUGUUGAUGCAACCCCAACCUAUGGGAUACAUGGUGAAUCACUGCAGUGCAUUUUCCAAGACCGAGAGGGAACAAGAAUUCAUGCACAUAUUGGUAAAUCCCAAGUUGCAAAGUUCCAGUCCCUGUUUAAGGAAGGCGAUGUUUAUGCAAUAAGUCAUGUUUUGGUUCAAGACAACUACAUGAAUUUCAAGACAACGAGGAAUGUUUUCAAGUUGUUAUUCCUUAACAAAACUGAAGCUUUUAAGAUUUCAAACAUCAAUUUCCCAAUGAGAGUGUUUGACUUCACAACUAUUGUUGCCUUGCAAAAUAUGGAAGUUGUUGAUGAAACACAUGCUAUAGGUGAUGAUUUUUAUAAACAAACUUUUUUUGAAUUAAAUGUUUAAUUGAAGAACAUAAUUAUAAUUAUUGCUUUUAGAUGUGAUUGGCAAGGUUACAUCCCUGUCAAACCCUAAGUCUCUAACAAAGAACGGUAGACAAACUCAGUUGGUUGAUCUGACCCUUGGGGAUGCACUGUAAGGUUUUAAACUAGUUGAUAUUCAAAGUUUGUGGUGAGUUUGAGAUCUGAAAUUCACACCACAUUUUGUAGUGGAAAUGCUAUCACUUUCACUCUUUGGGAGGACUUGGUAGAUCAGUUGUUAGAUUUUCUGAAGACCAAACCUAAGUCUAUCAUUCUUAUUCUUCAACUAUGUCGUGCAAGAAAAUUCCAGGGUAUGAUGAAACUUAAUCUUAUUUCCAGUUUGUUAUUCAUGCUUAACAGUGUAAACUUAUAGGUCGUGUGAGUGUGACAAACAUGUUCAAUGUAACCAAGAUGCUACUGAACAGUGACAGUGAGGAGUGUGUGGAGUUCAAAUCCAAGUUUGGGCCAGACAAUGAUGAUGAUGGGGCUGGACUAGCCUUGGGUAGUUUUGUGACUCCUACAGUUCAAGAUGACCUAUCAAGCGGGAAUGUUAAGUAGGUUUCGAUUGAUGAUCUAAUGAAAAUGAAAGAGGAAGGCAAGUACUGGGUUUAUGGAGAAAUAUUGGCAAUUGAUAGUUAUCGGGACUGGUAUUAAAUAUCCUGCAAGGAGUGCAGUAGAAAAGUUUUACCUGAAGGGGAUACUUUUUGGUGUGGUGUGUGCAACACAACAGAGGUGGUUCUAAGGUACAAAGUGAAUGUGAGGGUGAUGGAUGACACUGGUCAUGCAUCUUUGGUGUUUUGGGACAAAGAAUGCAGUGUUUUGGUGGGAAAGACAGCAAAUACUCUUCGCGAAGAGAUUGAACAGGUGUAGGUCCUUACUACCUUCUUGUUGAGAUUGAUAGCUUGGUUGAGAUUAAGGGAUUGUUUCGAGUUCAAACAAAGAGGAAAAUCAUAAGCUACAGGGGUGUACCAACAUUUAGUGUGAUUGGAAUGAAUUGUGAUCCUAAAGUUCUGUCUUUAUAUGAGAAUAAAGGAAAAGCAAUGGAGGAAGAAGAUGAUUUCACUCUUCUCAAAAAGGAGUUUUCUGUACCUGAAGAAGUCAUCACAUCAAAUGUGGAGGAGUCCAACCCCCUGCUGACAAAACAGAAAAGGAAGACACUGGUGGUAAAUUGUAGUGGCAUACAAAAAAGGCUGUUGUGGAGCAUCCAGGUGUUGAAGGCACUGAAGAAGUUGAAGAAAGUGAAAGUGGAGAAGUAGGGGGUUUUCUGUUUAAACUGAACCACAGUAUAUGUGCUUCAGUUUUUUUGGGUUUUUUUUUUCAACCUGGAUUAUCAUCUUAGGGAAAAGAUUAGGUUAUGAUAUAUGAUAACCGCUUUCGCGGCGUUGUAGUAAAACGGAGUCUAACCUUUCGAUUUUUCCCCAAG